This is a messenger RNA of Macrosiphum euphorbiae (potato aphid), 1716 nucleotides long. The record is from the annotation of a GenBank genome assembly. Lineage: Eukaryota; Metazoa; Arthropoda; Insecta; Hemiptera; Aphididae.
AUGAGUCGACGAACAAAACGACCAAAUGUCACUGAAGAAGACAUCAUGGAAAUUCUAGAAUCAGAUGAUUCUUCUGGUUCUGAUUUUGAAGAUUCCGAUGAUUUUGAGCCAUCUGAUGAAAGUUCAUCGGAUGAUGACUAUAAAUCAGACGAAGAGGAUAAUAAUAUUGUUAUUCCUAAUACCUAUCCCGAUGAUGAACCAGAUGACGAGGGUAAUAAUAUUAUUAUUCCUAAUCCCGAUCCUAAUCAUGUUGUUUGGUCUCUACCACGUCGUUCGUUUACUCCACGGUUUACUAUACCUGAUGACCGUAAACCUGAAGUAUUGGUUGAUUUGGAACCUGGUUGUUUAGAAUUGCAAUGUUUUCAAAAAAUUUUUCCACGCAGUUUGUAUAUAUUUAUAAGUCAAUGUACGAAUGAACGUUUACAGAUACUAAGGGAGAAAAAGAAGAAAACUAAAGAUGAAAUUCGAGAUUCAGACUCCAGUGAAAUAAUGCUAACACUUGGUUGCCUACUGGUUAUGAGUUAUAAUAAAUUACCUAAUGUGUACGAUUAUUGGUCCCAAAAUCCAUCUAUGGGGAACCAAGCCAUAAAAUUGGGAAUGGCGCGAAAUAGGUUUCAGUUGUUGAUGUCUAAACUGUAUUUCAAUCACCCAAAGCCACCUACAAAUGCUCCUAAAACGUACUACACAGACGAAAUGGUAAAUUGUUUGAAGUAUACAUUUUUGAAUGCUCGAGGAGAGAGCCCGUUUCAAAGUUUGGACGAAUAUAUGACGAAAUUCAAAGGUAGAUCCAGUUUGAAACAGUAUAUGCCGCUCAAACCUAUAAAACGAGGAAUAAAGAUUUGGGAGCGCUGUGACUCAAAUACUGGAUAUACUUACGAUUUCAACAUCUAUAGUGGAAAAAACGAGUCAAAUGACACUGACAAUAGAACACUGGGGGAACGAGUAGUUAUGAAAUUAUCCGAGACGAUUCGUGACCCAAAUGUGGUACUUGCUUUUGACCGAUUUUUUACAAGUGUGCGGCUUCUCACAAUUAUAGAUUUUCCUGCUCUUGGUACAUGUAUUAUGAAUCGGAAAAACGUACCUAAGUUUGAUGGAAAAUUAAAAAGAGGUGAACAUCAAUUUCGCAGUUGUUCAGAUGGAUUGAUAGCAGCAAGAUGGCAAGACAGUAAAGAUUUUGUAGUAAUUAGUAACUGUCAUACACCGAAUGUUGGAGAAAUUACUCGUAAGCAAAAGGAUGGGACAAAAUUGAAAGUGUCUUGCCCAAAUUCUAUUAUUUUUUAUAACCAAAUCAUGGGCGGAGUAGAUCUAUCAGACCAGAAAGUGAGUGUGUACGAUUGCAGCCGUAAGUCAACGAAGUGGUGGAAAAAGGUGUUCUACAAAUUAUUGAUGUCAGCGGUCGUAAAUGCAUGGAUCCUCUACAAUGAGGUCAAUGAAAAUAAAACCAGACUAUUACAAUUCUUGGUACCAUUGGCUGAACAAAUGAUGGCAACAGGAAAGGCAAAUUGUGCAGUAAAACGCAGGAGAAACAGUGGAAGACCAUCAAAGAUCGCGAAAACACUAAUCAAUGUUGGAGACCAUUUACCUGUCGAGGGCAUGAGUAGACGAAGAUGUGCGAGGUGUUUAAUGAAAAAAAAAGAAACCAGGACUACGCAAAUGUGUCAAAUGUGCAAUUUACCACUAUGCAAAAACUGCUUUACAUUGUACCAUACUUCAUAA